GCGGGACGCGGCGGGGCCGGGAGUGGGACGCGGCGGGAGCGGGACGCGGGGAGCGUGGCGAGAGGCCAUGGGGAAGCUGCUGGCGGUGGCUCUCGUCGGGAUAGCGGCAGCCUUGGUGGCGGAGCGGCUGCUGGCCUUUCGGAACAGACUAAAUGCUUCACGGGAAAUAGCCCCAGUAACCCUCCCGAACUGCCGGCUCAUUAAAAGGAUCGAAACUGGUUCAGAAGACAUUGACAUACUUCCCAAUGGACUGGCUUUUAUCAGCUCCGGUUUGAAAUAUCCAGGAAUAAAGAGCCUUGCACCAGACAAGCCAGGUGAAAUAUUUUUGAUGGAUUUGAAUGAAGACAAUCCCAGAGCAGUGGAACUAAGAAUCAACCGAGGGUUUGAUCUGGCAUCGUUUAACCCUCAUGGAAUCAGCACCUACAUAGACAGAGAUGACACCGUGUACCUCUUUGUUGUGAACCAUCCCCAUCAGAAGAGCACAGUAGAAUUGUUUGAAUUUGUAGAAGAUGAGAAUUCUCUCGUGCACCUGAAAACCAUUCAACAUGACCUUCUGACAAGUGUGAACGAUAUAGUAGCUAUGGGACCAGAUAGCUUCUAUGCUACCAAUGACCACUACUUCUCCGACUUCAUCUUGAUGUUCUUGGAGAUGUUCUUGGGUUUAACUUGGUCAAAUGUUGUUUACUACAGUCCAAAAGAAGUUAAAGAAGUAGCAGCUGGGUUUUAUUCAGCCAAUGGAAUUAACAUUUCACCUGACAGAAAGUACAUCUAUGUUGCAGAUGUACUUGAUCAUAAUGUCCAUGUUAUGGAAAAACAUGCUAAUUGGAAUUUAACCCAUGUGAAGACACUGCAGCUGGACACUCUGGUUGACAACUUGUCUAUUGACCCUCAUACUGGAGACAUCUGGAUAGGAUGCCAUCCCAAUGGGAUGAAGCUGUUCUACAACGAUCCUGAAAAUCUGCCUGCCUCUGAGGUCCUGCGCAUCCAGAACAUCCUCUCGGAGGAGCCUGUGGUGACGCGUGUCUACGCCGACAACGGCUCUGUGCUGCAGGGGAGCUCAGUGGCAUCUGUCUACGAGGGAAAACUGCUCAUCGGCACAGUCUUCCACAGAGCUCUCUACUGUGAGCUAUAGCUUGUCGCGGGUAAGACCUGCUGCAGUGGAAAGGAUUUAAUUCCUUGGGAACUCACUUAGUUUCUGCUAGAUUUGCUAACAACAAGACUGUUCCAAUAAAGCUUUACUAGAGUCAUGGAAAUGUAUUUUAUCCUUCCUCUCCAAAAUGAGAGUUUUAUGCAAUAGUGAAGGAAAUGUAAUUGAAGGUGAGAAAUUAGUUUAUUUGUGUAAUGAGGAGGAACCCAUGUCAGUAGCAAAGGAUAACCUUGAAGUUCAAAUUCAGAGCUGACAUUGAAUUAUCUGUUGUGACUGGAUUUCUGAGUUUGGUUGGGUUUUUUUUUGUUUUGUGGUUUUUUGGUUUUUUUUUUUGGGGGGGGGGAGUUUGUUUCUUUUGGUUUGGUUUUGGUUUUUUUUUUUCCCCCAGAGAAAACUGAUUUUGUAAAGGAGAAUUGCUAACUACCAAUGAGGUGUGCUUUCUUGUUACCGACACCUGGGCUUUCCCAGUGACUGUGCUAAGGGUUCUUCUUCCAAACCUUCCUGUUGGCUUUCCCUAAUGCUUCUGAAAUAGCUGGAAGGAGAAAAAAAUGUAAUUUCAAUCUCCUUUCUUCCCUCUUCCCACUUUAAAGCCAUUUCCUAACGUUACUUCAGUUGAAUAAAUCUGUCUUAGUCCUACUGGGAAAAAAGGUGGGCGUCACUUUGGAGUGGCUUCUUACUAAGUCUUCCAAAGGGAGUUUAAAAAAAGCCUUUUUUUAAAAAAAAAGAGUGGGAAACGACUCCCAGGCACCUUCAGUUAAAAGUGCAUUAGCAAUCACUGUUGUCUGUCACAGCAAAAGGAGCAUUUCUGGGCGCUUUGCCACAGUGACUACCCCCGAGUGUUGGUCAUGCCUGCUCUGUGUUUAACUUCCAGUCUGUACGGAGCCGAUUCCCGCUGUGCUUCUGUACAGCAGGCACCCGCUUCACGUCUAUCCAGCGGCAGUUACUGAUAACAUUGUGCACUGCUAAAAGACCUAUCCAAAUUUGCAUCCGCUGGUGUUUUUAGGAUGGUGUUAGUUAGCAAUCACUUGCAAUAAACUGUAUUGAGUGUCCUUUGAA
Molecule: messenger RNA, 2203 nt
Organism: Phalacrocorax carbo (great cormorant)
Lineage: Eukaryota; Metazoa; Chordata; Aves; Suliformes; Phalacrocoracidae
Source: RefSeq, a predicted model, not a curated record